AAUAAAAGACAAAGAGAUGUAUCGAUCAAUUAUGCCAUUUGGAAAGAAUAUAAAACAAAAGUUCCCGUCUGCCAUGCUUCAUUCCUGAGCAUUUUCUGUGUCAAGAAAGACAGAGUUCAAAGUAUUGCAAAGUACUGGCUUGAGAACGGCAAAGCACGUCCCGAAAAUCGUGGUGGUCCCAGGGAAACUGAAGAGCAAACUGCAAAAAAGGACAUAGUUCGAAAGCACAUACAGUCGCACAUACAGUCUUUUUUAAUUGUAGAGCAAGCCACUAUGCCCGCCGUGGUGCACCUGGGAGAAAGUUCCUGCCGGGUGACUUGAGUGUGGCAAAAAUGCAUCAGAUGUUUCUUGAGCAGAAUCAUCAACAAGUUUCCUACUGGAGCAUCUUUGUGAAUGACUUCAACCUGGCUUUUGGUCAUCCUGCCAAAGAUGUGUGCUCUUCGUGUGUCAAAUUCCGCAUUGCAAUAAAUGAUCCUGAUCUGACUGCAGAAUUCUUUACACACUUCACCGUCGCCGAGCUUGUCAGUUUUAUGACACAUUUAAUGACGAGGAUGAUACAUUCACUGUCUGCUUUGACAUAAUGGAGAACCUGGUCCUUCCUAGGUCUGCCAUCUGUCAAACGUAUUACUCACAGCAGGUAUACUUUUAUGUAUUCGGUGUGGUCCGUCACCAUGGCAGAGGAGAACCCCAGAGUCAGCAUGAGAUAAAUCUGUACACCUGGCUGGAAUAUGAGAACUCAAAGGAUAGCAACAUUGUCGCCUCAGCUCUACAUCACUACUUCAGCUCAGUGGCUAGUGUUGAUCUGCGCCAGUGUCAGAGCCUCCGCCUGUUCUCAGACUCUUGCUACGGCCAGAAUAAAAACAUUAAUGUUCUGUCAAUGUUGUUUGCCAUGCGUUCUCAGCUGUACCCUCAGCUCAACAUCACUUACUUCUUUCCUAUACAAGGGCAAAGUUUCCUUCCGCCUGACAGAGUGUUUGGAAGGAUUGAGCAAGAGAUCCAGAAGCAUACAACUAUUCUGUUGCUGGAAGAGUAUAACAACAUUUUGCAAAAGCAUGACACUGUCUAUCAAUAUGGAAAGGACUGGCAGUGCUAUGACUUCAAAGAAGCAGCAGCUAGGUUCACAACAACACAGAGAUCAUUCAAAAUAAGUGAAGCAAGAGUGCUGCAAAUCUCUGGAGAUAAGCUGGGGCCUAAGCCUGCGUUUGCUGGUGAAUUUUGCCAGCACUCUUUGCUGAAGCGGGGUAAGAAGUGGUUUCAGUUCAAGCCGGCUCUUCUUCCGGAUGUGAACUGCAUCAAGGAAGCAAACAGGACUGUUGUCUUAAAGCUGCUGGGUGAGUUGGGAACACCAAAAGCUGUACAAGAGUUCUAUGAAAACACCCUGGCAAGUUAUGGUGGCAAGGACAUUGAAAAAGACCUUGAGGAUGAAUGAAUGAAUGACAGCAUCUAAAAGUGUCUGAGAGAUGUCCUCUUUUUGCACAGUACUGUCUGUGUUUUAUUUGCUUGUGUAAGCUAUUGUAAGAUAUUUGUAAUUCACAAAGUGGUCAAGUCCUAUUGUUAUUUAUUGUUAUCUUAAUGUCGCUUUACAUUUAAUGAAUUAUAUUAUUAUUUAUUACAUUAAAUUAUUAAUUUACACUACUUAAGUCUUAUAAGCUUCUUAUACAAAAUGCACAGAUAUUGAUGUUUAAGAAUGUUGCUCUGUUCUACUUGAUUAUACAAUAAACUAUUUGAAUCGGAUAAGCUUUUUUAUACUAGUUGCACAUAGCACGUUAUGCUAUUGGUGGGCAUUGGAAAUAUUUAUGUUUUUAUUUAGACUGUUAUUUUACACUUCAAAAAAAAGAAAAUUACAACAUGAAAGAAGAUAACACUACACAAUUAUAAAGCAGAAAUCUAUGAAUUCCAAAGGUGUAACUUUAUUUAAAAGAUUUUAAAUAAUGCAAUAAAAAGACCAUUUACCAAGUUAAUGGCUGCGUCUGAAGUCUUCUUGCUUUGUGGAAGCUGUUUUAGUCCACACAACCCACAGAAGUCAUCUUUUGAAUCUAUAAUACAAUUUUUAAAAAAUCAUACCGGAGUAAUGUACAAAUUGUUUGUUUACAUCACCUGAGGCUGAAAGCAAGAAUGCAGCCAUUUCUUUUCUGGUUUUGGAUGGAUUUAUGUCAACGGCAUCAGGAAUUUCUGGGAAUUGUAAAACUGUUUGGUUUGCCAUCUAUAGGAUUUAAGAAAUAAACAUUAAAACGUUAAAAAAAAUGCAGUACAUACAGCACAUAAACAACUUCUAACAAAGGAAUUUCUUAACAGUUAAGCAAAAAGUUUCCUUCGCUUCCCUUCCCUUCAUAAUACCUCCAUCACAAACACCCCACAACUGGUGCCAUCCUUUUGGAAUGUGUGGGUUAUUCAGCCAGUCUGCCAUUUAAUCCCUGUCCAUUCCUCUUUUCCAAGCCUGUUUCGUCUCAUUUUGAAGUAUUCUCUAAAAAGAAAAAGAAAAAACAGAUUCAUAAAUACUGGUCAUAGCCAUAAUCAUUCAAUACCAUUUGAAAUGUAACGUGAUGCAUUACUGGAAUUUCUGGGCAGCUUGUCUUGAAAUUUCAAGGUCAUCUCUCAUAGGAUCCAUGACAAAUAUUUUUCCAGACAAGGUAUGAAGUUACUGGCCAGAAAAGGAAAACAAAAUAUGUUAAUAUGACAUUGUUUUAGUAUUUAAAAUUGAUUGUGUGUGUGAACAAUGGUUAAUCAAUAAUAAAGGUAUAAGUGAAUGCAUGCUUUCAUUCAUACAGAUUUCAAAUCUAAUACUGUGCAUAGUCUUAUGUUUAAUACUCACCACAAAUUGCCAGUGAUUCCUGAUUGGAAAUUGAUCCAUCAUAAGAUUCGAAGUUCACCUGUGAAAACAUACACUAAUUAAGCACCUUGCACUACUGUACACUUUUAAAAAAAACAUUGCAGUGCACACUUACGGUGCAGUGUAAUAACCCAUUUAAAUUAAAAAUUACUGCCAUGUUUAAGAAAAUUUCAAUGUGAAAUGAACUCACCUUUGACAAACCCUGUCAAGCCAUCUGAUGAAUAGUGCCGUGCAGAAUUACGUCUGUCACAUAGUGAUUCAGUAGGAACAGAUGUGCAGUCUUCUUGUGUUUCUGUAGCACUGGCCACAUGUAACAUUCCAUGGCCUGAAGCAUUACAUUAACAAAAGUAACAAAAAAGUUUAUAUAAACUGAGAAGCUAUAACCAUCAAAUUUACAGAUUUUUUAAUCCACAGAAUGUUCAAAUUAGCCUUUAUUUAAAUUCCACAUUGUCAAAAAUUAAUUUAUUCUUUCCUUCCUUUAUUUCUUCCUGGUUACCUCUUACUCCUAUGACCCAGAGGUUAUGACCUGGAUGUUGUGGUAUUAACUGUCAACUCUUGAAAAGUUUCUACUGUCACAGACCUACCUUGCCAUUUAACAGUUCGUGGGGCCUUAGUGUUGUGAAGUCUGCAUGUCUCAGAGUGUAUGUUGCUUUGAACACUGACACGACCAUCUCCGUUUCUGGACAU
Molecule: messenger RNA, 3517 nt
Organism: Cyprinus carpio (common carp)
Lineage: Eukaryota; Metazoa; Chordata; Actinopteri; Cypriniformes; Cyprinidae
Exons: 2
Coding region: 581-1429 (282 amino acids)
Source: RefSeq, a predicted model, not a curated record